Messenger RNA from Mya arenaria, 581 nucleotides. RefSeq lists its product as uncharacterized. The coding region runs from base 59 to 379 and encodes 106 amino acids. NCBI's taxonomy places the organism in Eukaryota, Metazoa, Mollusca, Bivalvia, Myida, Myidae. The transcript has 3 exons. The record is from RefSeq and is a predicted model, not a curated record.
GUGGUAUUGAAGGAUUUGGACUCUUCAUCAAACAUGGUUCAAGGCGACGCAGGGUUUGAUGUCCGUGGCGCUGGUCCUAGGCCUCAUGGCUCUGCUGGUGGCCACCAUAUAUCUGUGUUGCACGUGCCACAGAUGUAACUCUCAUCAACCCAUCUGUGGAUUUCUCAUUGUCGCAUCUGUGGCUAUAGCGGUAGGCAUCGUUAUAUUCGGGAUCAAGGCGAGGCAGAAUUGGGGCAUAGACUUACAGGUGGAAACAAUGUCUAAAGGCCGGUUUGGUUGGUCAUUUUGGACGGCCAUAGGGUCUGCGGCCAGCGCCCUGCUGACAUCUACUUAUACUGUUGUAUGGAAAGAAAGAGACAAUAAAUGGAGAAUUGCGUGAGAUGAAGGUGAAAUGGAUGUACCUGCAUUUUACAAGUCCUAGCUUCGUAGACUUUUGGCUUUUCCAAGGCUCCUGUCGAGUCUAAGACUGAUGGUGUUGGAAACUUUUGUACACGCUGUUUUAGUACACAAACGAUGUUUUGUCCAAUAAAAUACUAAAUGCCACAAUAAGCUUAUUCUCUCGUGUAUGAAUCGUUUAGCUC